AUGGGCUCAAACAGGCUAGUCGACAAUGGUUCACCCGGUUAUCGACCUUCCUUGCUUCUCAUGAUUUUCAGCAAUCACCAGCAGAUCACUCUCUCUUUCUACGCUUCAAUGCUAACAUUACUACGCCUAUUUUUCUAUGUUGAUGAUAUCAUUGUGACAGGUAAUAGUAUUACUGAAAUUCAAACCAUCACUGCUCUGCUUGAUCAAACAUUCAAGAUUAAGGACCUUGGCAACUUGAAAUUUUUCCUUGGGCUCGAAAUUGCUCGAUCUGCUCGCGGCAUCCACUUAUGUCAACGCAAGUGCGUUCUUGAUAUUAUUGCUGACUCAGGCAUGCUUGGUUGUCGUCCAGCUUCAACCCUCGUGGAUUAUUCCACUAGGUUACAGGCUUCCUCGGGCACCCCAUUAUCCGGUGUAUCUUCAUCCUCCUAUCGUUGCCUGGUCGGACGUCUUAUUUACCUCACCAAUACGUGCCCCGACAUUGCCUUCGCCGUCCAGCAACUUAUCAGCUCGGGUCUCUUCUUCGCUGCUCAUGGCACUCCUCAACUUCAUGCUUUCAGUGACUCGGACUGGGCUAGGUGUCGUGAUACUAGACGUUCCAUCACCGGCUUCUCCGUUUACUUCGGUUCUUCACUGAUUUCUUGGCCCUCAAAGAAACAAUCCACCAUAUCCCGUAGUUCUUCAGAAGCCGAGUAUUGGGCCUUAGCUUCCACUACCUGUGAACUGCAAUGGCUCACGUUUCUUCUUCAGGAUUUCCGUGUGUCCUUCAUUCAACCAGCUACUCUUUAUUGCGAUAAUCAGUCCACCAUUCAAAUCGCUUCUAAUCCUGUCUUCCACGAACGCACCAAACACAUAGAAAUCGACUGUCAUAUCGUGCGGCACAAGGUUAACGCCGGCCUCAUCAAGCUCCUUCCCAUCUCUUCUUCCAUGCGACUUGAUAAAAAAAUAAAAAACUAA
This is a messenger RNA of Glycine soja, 954 nucleotides long. RefSeq lists its product as uncharacterized. The coding region runs from base 1 to 954 and encodes 317 amino acids. The record is from RefSeq and is a predicted model, not a curated record. The transcript is spliced from 2 exons. Lineage: Eukaryota; Viridiplantae; Streptophyta; Magnoliopsida; Fabales; Fabaceae.